Messenger RNA from Cylicocyclus nassatus, 921 nucleotides. Lineage: Eukaryota; Metazoa; Nematoda; Chromadorea; Rhabditida; Strongylidae. The record is from the annotation of a GenBank genome assembly.
AGGUGGAUGAAGUCGCUGCUGGUAUUAUUGUUUCUGAUAACACCAUUAUAUUAUGUUCGUGCCCAUCCCAUCGAAGCCGAACAUGGUGGUGACCACCACGACGAUAAUCAUAUAUCUACGGAAAGUGGAGAAGAGCAUGCCGAAAUUUUUGAAAAGAAGGAAGUCGCUGAGGAUGCCGCCGAGGCGGAUACAGACACUGAUCCUGUAGAAAACGAAGUUGUUGAAGAAGGUGAAGAAGCACAUGAAGAGGGCGAGAUAUGCGAGGACGAGGCCUUGAAAGAAAAUGAGGAAAAAGACGAUGGCGAGGGGGAAACUGAAACUCAUGUCGAAGAGACAACAGUGGUGACGACAGCUACGUCAACUAUUUCAGAAGCAGAACAUAAAGUAGAGAAGAGGGCCGCAAAAACCGGUCAUGGCCACAGACUCUCAGAUAAACAUCAAAUACAAACAAGAGACAAACGGUCAGCUGACGAAGAUUCUGAGGAUGCGGACGAAGAGCUGAAUAGGCGUCGGCGCUCAACAGAAAGUGAUGAAGAGGAAGAAGAUAAGUCUCUUCUUGAACAUGGUGAAUAUCAUGGUCAUGCCGAGAGAAAACGUCGUGACACUAGCGGCAGCGAGGAAGAAGAAGGUCACAAUCUACUCAAGAGACAUAUUGGCCACCACAUCCUUGCACACGAGCACAACAAGAUUGGAGACCUAGACGCUGUACAUCAUGUGCAUCGAGACGAAGACGCAUCUGAAUUACCACAUUUUGCAUCCGAAGCUGUAGAGCAUGUAGAUUCAGUAGCCGUUCGAGUAAAGCGAGUAUCCCGUGCUGGCAGUAGCCAUAAACCUCGGGUAAUGCAUAAAAACAAGGGCAAUAGUCGUGCAGGCCAAAACGAAACCGGAAUCGAAGACGAACAAAAUAUCACUGGCAUUUAG